Molecule: messenger RNA, 1904 nt
Organism: Macadamia integrifolia
Lineage: Eukaryota; Viridiplantae; Streptophyta; Magnoliopsida; Proteales; Proteaceae
Product: geraniol 8-hydroxylase-like
Exons: 2
Coding region: 141-1793 (550 amino acids)
Molecular function (GO): heme binding; oxidoreductase activity, acting on paired donors, with incorporation or reduction of molecular oxygen; iron ion binding
Source: RefSeq, a predicted model, not a curated record
UUUAAUUCCUUCACUUUCACACUCCAUUUGGACUUUGGAGCCAUGGAUUAAGGAGUACAUAAAAAUCUGGGUUUGGGGAAACAUCUCUUCCAUCCUCUUGUAUUGCUCGACUUCCACUAACUACGGUCUUUGCCUUUGCCAUGUCUCUGAUCUCCAAGGUUUCGGAUGCUCCUUAUGCUUUGGUGCAAUGGUGGUGGCAGGCGGGUAGCGAGAUCUAUCAGUACCGGAGAGACAAUUUCUUUGUACUAUCGAUCUUCCUGGUGUUGGCCACCGCCAUAACAGUAUCACGGUGGCGGCGUUGGUCAAGGAGGGAGAGAACGCCACUGCCUCCAGGACCAGGAGGCCUGCCGAUAGUCGGCGAUCUCCCUUUCAUUGGUACCCAGCUCCACCGGAGUUUCGCCAAAUUGGCUGAGACCUAUGGUCCCAUCAUGAAACUCCGAUUAGGAGCCAAGGUAUGCAUCGUGGUGACUUCACCAUCUCUGGCAAAGGAGGUAUUUAAAGAUCACGACACCAUAUUCGCCAACCACGACGUGUUAGCGGUGGGGGCUAUUGCUAGUUACGGAGGCGUUGACAUAGUCUUUUCACCAUACGGUGACCAUUGGCGGAUGCUCCGAAAGGUUUCCGUCUCGGAGAUGCUAAAUCACAAGAGGCUGGAAGCUAUGUAUGGUCUCCGGCGGAAAGAGGUCCGCCACAUGGUGAGUCAACUCUAUUCCAAAGCCGGCUCUCCGGUCGACGUUGGGGAGCAGAUGUUUCUCACCACAUUCAACAUCAUAACCAGUAUGUUAUGGGGUGAUACACUUGAAGGGGAGAAGGGGCGGCGCACCACCGUCGACGUUCGGGAAGUAAUGGACAGAGUCGUGAAGCUUCUUGGCGAGCCCAAUAUUUCCGAUCUUUUUCCGGCGCUGGCGUGGCUUGAUAUCCAAGGCCUUGGGCGGCGGAUGAAGAAGGAGAUUUCGUGGUUCGAUCAGAUGUUAGAUUCCAUCAUCAAUAAACGGCUCAAAAGAGAGAGAGAAAGAGCGAGCGGGCGAGGUGAAGAGAUUGACGACGGCGUACAAGAUAAGGAUCUCCUUCAGGUCUUACUCCAGCAGCUCAAUCUGAAGGCCAAGGAAGGAGUGCCUAAUAAUGCGACACCUGGCCUUACUAUCUCUCACAUCAAGGCCUUGUUUUUGGACAUGAUGGUGGCUGGGACUGAAUCAACAUCAAGCGCAGUGGAGUGGGCAAUGGCUGAACUAUUGAAACACCCACAUAUAAUGAAGAAAGCUGAAGAAGAACUAGAAGAGGUUGUGGGGUUGAAGAAUAUGGUGGAAGAGUCUCAUUUGCCUAAGUUGCAUUACUUGCAUGGAGUGGUGAAGGAAGUUUUGCGUCUUCACCCACCUGCUCCUUUCUUGGUUCCUCGAUGCCCAAGUGCAUCAUGCACUGUAGGUGGUUUUAUGAUUCCAAAGGGCUCCAAAGUUAUAGUGAACGCAUGGGCUAUGCAGAGGGAUCCUAUGUCUUGGGAUAACCCCUUGGAGUUCCAGCCGGAGAGGUUCUUGAGAUCAGGCGAUGAUGAAUAUGAUUUUAGUGGCAAAGAUUUUAGAUAUAUUCCAUUUGGAUCAGGAAGAAGGGUGUGUGUAGGAAUCCCUAUGGCAGAAAGAAUGGUACCAUACCUAUUGGCAUCAAUUUUGCAUUCAUUUAGGUGGCAGUUGCCAAAUGGAGUGGAACUUGAUAUGUCGGAUAAGUUUGGUAUGGAAUUAAAGAAGGCAAUGCCACUUGUUGCGAUCCCAUCACCUAGGUUAUCAAACUCCACACUAUGAUUAAAGUCAUUGAUGCAAGGGAAUUCUUAUUUAUAUUAUUUCUGGUGUCGGUUGAUUUGUAAUUUUAGUUUUUGUCCUUUCAGUAUAACAUAUUUUUCUUUUCUAGAUAAA